This is a messenger RNA of Contarinia nasturtii (swede midge), 1443 nucleotides long. Its product is annotated as beta-1,3-glucan-binding protein-like. The transcript is spliced from 5 exons. The record is from RefSeq and is a predicted model, not a curated record. Gene Ontology annotation, biological process: carbohydrate metabolic process. Gene Ontology annotation, molecular function: hydrolase activity, hydrolyzing O-glycosyl compounds. NCBI's taxonomy places the organism in Eukaryota, Metazoa, Arthropoda, Insecta, Diptera, Cecidomyiidae. Bases 208 to 1356 code for a protein of 382 amino acids.
AUGAGUUUAGUUCUAUUCUCAGUGUCUGUGUCUACUCUAUCUCACAACCAUUUGAAAUUGCAUUCGAUUCCAUUUUGGUGCUUUAGUUAUUACACACUUUCGAUAGCGAAUAUAAACAAAUGCAAUAUUUGAAAUUGAUUUCGGAGUGAAUCACACAAUUAUACACACACACACGGAGAAAGUGAGGUAGAACAAGCGCAAAGUAAAAUGUGGAAUCAAUAUUUUGCCACCCAUUAUUUGGUGAUAGUUUUAAUCAGUGUUAUCGACAGUUGUUAUUCAUAUCGUUAUGUUAAUCCACAUGCGUGCAGAUAUACACCGACAACGGUGAGUGGUACCAAAGCGCCAACCGGACGUAUUUGUAAAGGCCAACUUAUUUUGGACGAAAAAUUUCUUGAAUUCGAUCGUGAUCUUUGGAAACAUGAAUUGACACUUGGUGGUGGUGGCAAUUGGGAAUUUCAAUGGUAUGUAGACGAUGCGAAAAAUUCAUAUGUAAAAGAUGGACAAUUAGUAUUAUGCCCAACACUGACGUCAAACGAAAUUGGCGAAGAUGCAUUGGAAAGUGCCCUUGUCAAAAUCACUCCUUGCACCAAUGAUCAAUGGUUUGGCUGUGAGCGUCAAGGAACAAAGACUCACAUUAUCAAUCCCAUUCGUAGCGCGCGUCUAAAUACGGCCAAUUCAUUUUCAUUCAAAUAUGGACGAAUUGAGGUUAUCGCAAAAUUACCAACGGGAGAUUGGUUAUGGCCAGCUAUUUGGCUUCUGCCAACUGAACGUAUUUAUGGUGAUUGGCCACGAUCUGGCGAAAUAGAUUUAAUUGAAUCGCGCGGCAAUCGCGAAUAUCGAAAUAAUGAUGGAAAACAUAUUGGUGUUGAACACUUUGGAUCGACACUACAUUUUGGACCGAGAUGGGAUCAGAAUGCAUAUUGGUCAUCGUCAUUUUCAACUCAUUCAACAGCUGGCGAUGGAUUUAACAACGGUUUUCAUCGUUUUCUGAUGGAAUGGACACCCGAAUGCAUUACAUUCUGUGUCGAUGGUCGUUUGAUUGGACGUAUUCCGGCCGGCGAUGGUAUGUGGGCUCGUGGUAAAUUUGAUGGCGAAAGUAUUUGGGCCAAUGCUACAAAAAUGGCACCAUUCGAUCAAGAAUUUCACAUAAUUUUGAAUUUGGCUGUUGGCGGCACAAACGGAUAUUUCCCGGAUGAGGGAAAUGCAAGCAAAAAACCAUGGAUAAAUUCGUCACCGCAAGCGGCUACCGAUUUUUGGCGAGGUCGAAAUCAGUGGUUGCCCGGAUGGAAUCUCGAUAAAAAUAAUGCAAGCGACGCAUCGCUAAUUGUUGAUUCGAUUCGUGUGUGGGCAAUUUAAGACACACAUUUUUUUUAUUCUCAUUUAAUUUAAGAAUAUAUUAUCGAAAAUGUGAAUAUAACUAUGAAGAUCAAGUGCAAAGUCAAA